Molecule: messenger RNA, 2477 nt
Organism: Gloeophyllum trabeum ATCC 11539
Lineage: Eukaryota; Fungi; Basidiomycota; Agaricomycetes; Gloeophyllales; Gloeophyllaceae
Exons: 3
Coding region: 135-2207 (690 amino acids)
Source: RefSeq, a predicted model, not a curated record
AAGCAUCUUACCCCGGAACGCUCAUGAUGGUACAGUAAAGACGGCGCUCAUCGACGGCCUCGUGUAUGUAUACGACAUAACUCUGUACGACCUGUCUUAUCGCCUUUCUUGCUGUAAAAAAUGCCUCUGCUCUGAUGUCUUCUAUGGAAAACCUGCUCGCGAUAGGCCUCGGGCUCGGUCUGCGCGUCGUCGUCGACUACGGGAGCCGCCACAAUGUCAAGCUCACCGGGACGCUCGUCGGGCUGUGGGAGGGCGCCGUCCUGCACCACUUUCUGGACAAGACGCCGCUCUCCUGGGAUCCGUACGUCGCGUUCGGCUUCCGCGUCUUCGUCGACCUCAUCGUCACGACCAACCUGCCGAGGCUGGCCAUAACACUCAUGUGGGCGAGCCUGACGAUGAUGCUUGCCGACCUCGGGACACGCAAGACGUGGUAUGAAUAUCUCGCCAAGUUUGUGUACCGGCGGUACCGCAGGGUUCGUCGCGCCGUUAAGCGUCUCGCCGUCCCCGCCGUGCGUUUACCGAUUCCCCCCAUCCCCCUCCCAAAGCCGCCCGUGCCGUCCAGGGUCCGCUUCUACACGAUCACGACGACGCCCUCGCAAACGUCUUCUACGCCGCCUGUGCCCAUACCCCCGCCCGGUGCUGUACCGGUAGUUACGUCCCCGCCACGCCGUCAUGUCCCAGGUCAAUAUACCGAUACGGGCUCGGAGAGCAGCUCGGUGCAUAACGAUCUACCCACGGAUACGUCUACGCCUGGCCCUUCCCCGCCUUCUGCGGAUGGGCCGUCUCAGGAGGAGACGCCUGUCCUCAGAAUCUUCCCGUCCUCGAUGAUGACCCCACCUCUCGAGAACGAACUGGUGCGGUUACCAGGCCCAGACCCAGAUCGUACCCCAACUACUAGCAUGUCUGCGCUCCCUCCUGUUGCUGGUCCUUCUUCGAUCCCUCCGCCCAUUAUUUCUCCGCCGAACGACUGGGAGAUCGAGCGCCCAGAACCGACACCAGUCGACGUCCCUCCUAUUGGUGACAUCCCCGAAAUUCAUCCCGUAGAGGAACCCGAACGCCGCAACGCUCCGCCUAGUAGACCCGCGUCCUCGAUCCAUCCUCCCGCUGAACCGGAUCGCGAAUAUGUUCAUGUUCAAAUGCCUCCAUUGCACGACAUCCCGGACAUGGAGCGCCAACGCAGCGAGUCCCAACCGUCGCUCAGAGUGCGAGCGCCGGAAGCGAAGCAAGUGCCAGAGCUGACCCCCGUUCCCAUCUCAAACUUACGCAACAUCCCCGAUCUUCCCAGCACGUCAGAGGAAGAGCUCAUCAAAAAGCCUGCUCCAAGCAACGAGUAUCCUGACGAGAAGGCUAGAGAGCGGUUUCCUGGAGAGAGGUAUCCUGAAGACGAGGAGAACCAGCCUGUCGCGUCCACGUCACGACUACAGACCGACCUUCCUCACUUACCCGCUCCCGUACGAUUCAACCCCGACUUCGAUCUCUUCGGCGAAGGCUGGGACAACCUCGGCACCCCUCCCCCUCCCUUCAAAGAGCGCGCCAGCUACAUAGAGACGAUCCCUUCUCAGCCCUCCCAGCCGGAGCAGGCCAGCUACAUGGAGUCGAUACCUUCCCAGCCGUCGCAACGGCCGGAGCGCAGUCCUACGCAUCUCACCACUGCGACAGCGUCGCCCGGCCCCUCGCCACUUUCGGGCGGCUCGAGAAACUCUAUCAUCGCCAGGGCGGACUUGCUCCGGGACCAGGCGCUCGCGGAAGAGAGGGAGCGGGAUAGGCUGAGGAGGGAACGGCAGGAGGCGCUUGAUGAGGGGAGACCGAAUCUCGCGCUGCUGUAUAAAUAUCAGAUUGAACAAGCUGAUGAGAGGAUCAGGAAGUUGCACCAGAAAGCUGCGAGGAGAUACUUCCUUGCACACAACCAAACGCCCUUGCCAACGCGGACGAUAGACGUGCAUCGGCUGAGGGUUCCGGAAGCUGUCCGAGAGACCGAGAAAGCUGUUCGUGAGGCCUUGGUGACGGACGCGCGCGAAGUGCGUGUAAUCACGGGCCGCGGAAACCAUUCCGUGAAUAAGAUGCCUGUCCUCAAGAUGGCCCUGCUGAAACAUCUGCAAAGCAACCAUUUCCCCACACGCGUUGAUCCAAGUAAUCCGGGCGUGUUGAUAGUCGAUAUCCCUGAGGAAGAGCUCCCAUCGGACUUGCCGGACUUUCGGAACAGUUAGCUUUUCUUUCUUUCUUGACAUUUCGUACCGUAAAGGUUUGGUUAUGAUGGUUUGUUACGGUCUCUGUUGUACUCUCCUGUUACAUAUUGUACAGGGUGCAUGUACUUGUACUACUAAUGUUGUCCUUGUCUGUCGCAGUGUUAUCGGCUUAUUUGUCUCGCUGACGCGAAGCCUCCAGUAGAGAUCGACUGUGGUACCGAGCCGGCACAAUUGUCGGCAGCAUCCUUGUCCGCGGUGAGUUCUAUGACGAUGUCUGCGCCUAUCUUGAAG